GCGUCCCAGUGUCCUCGCGCUUCACGUCGGUUGCUUGUCGGUCUUCCUGGUUUUAAACGUUGCCGUUUCUUUGUCGGUUUUCUAAACUAAACAGAUUCCUUCUGGUCUAAACUCUUUUGUUUUUGUCCUCAAACAUGUUUUGAGUCUGUUUUUGAAAGUGUCCACUUCUGGGUUCGGAUUUAAACGCAUCUGUCCGACAUGACGCUCGCGCACUUCACCUUUUUCACGGUUUUUUUCACGGUUUUAACGGAAGCCGCCGUUUCUCCCCCGGUGGAAACACCGGAGUACGCGCCCCUGCGGUCCAUGUUGGACGACUUCGACGUCCUGCCCGUGUCCAGUCUGCAGACGCACUCUGUCCGCCGCCGCGACGUCCAGACUCAAAGCCACGUGGAGAAACUGCUGAGCUUCCACGCCCUCCGCAGACACUUCCGGCUCUACCUGAGGACCAAUGACCAGCUGUUCACAGACAACUUCAGCGCCGUGGUGGUCGGCGAGGACGGACGGGGGCGGAGCUUCGCCAUCAACAGGAACAACUACUUUACCGGACACGUCAUCGGUGAAGAACAUUCCCGCGUCCAAGCGCACAUUGACGAUAACGAGUUCUCCGCCCGAAUCGUGACGGACGAGGCCGAGUUCCACGUGGAGCCUCUGUGGAGGUUCACUGCAGCGCCCCCCGAUGGCCGUCUGCUGGUCUACCGCUCCGAUGACAUCAGGAACCUCAGCCGUCUGCACCAGCCGUCCGUCUGCGGAUACGUGACCUCUGACCCCAGACUCCUGCUGCCGGACAGCAUCAGGGCGGAGCUGAAGGAUGAGGAAGAUGAAGAGUCAUCGUCUUCCAGGUCCAAGCGUCAGACGUUCGAUCACAGGAAGAACACCUGUCCUCUGCUGCUGGUCGCAGACCACCGCUUCUUCAAACACAUGGGCCGCAGCGAGGAAAGCACCACGCUCAACUACCUGAUCGAGUUGAUCGAUCGCGUGGACGACAUUUACAGAAACACUUCAUGGGACGAUGAGUUCACGGGUUACGGAGUCCAGAUCCAGCAGAUCAUCAUAGAGAAGAGUGCGACUCCAGUCGAACCUGGACAGAGUCACUUCAACAUGGAGGGCAGUCCGGUGGACGGCCGGGACAUCUGGGACGUCAAGAAGCUGCUGGAGCAGUUCAGCAUGGACAUUGCAGAGAAGGCAUCCAACGUGUGCCUGGCUCACCUGUUCACCUACCAGGACUUCGACGAAGGGACCCUGGGUCUGGCCUACGUGGCCCCGUCCAAACCGGACAUCCCCGGAGGACUCUGCUCCAAAGCAUGUCCGACAUCAUCCAACGAACACAAGUCUAUCUACCUGAACACCGGCCUGACCAGCACCAAGAACUACGGCAAGACCAUCCUGACCAAGGAAGCCGACCUGGUGACCACCCAUGAACUUGGACACAACUUUGGAGCGGAACAUGACCCCGAUAACAUCCCGUACUGCGCCCCCCGCGAGGACCAGGGGGGGAAGUACGUCAUGUACCCGAUUGCCGUGAGUGGAGACCACGUCAACAACAAGAUGUUCUCCAACUGCAGUAAACGCUCCAUCGUGAAGCGUCUGAGGGCGAAGGCGGCGUCCUGCUUCAAGGAGAGGACGGUCAACGUAUGCGGGAACUCCCGGGUGGAGCAAGGGGAGGAGUGUGACCCGGGUCUGCUACACAUCCACUCAGACCGCUGCUGCACCGAUGACUGUCGCCUGAGGGGCGGAGCCCAGUGCAGUGACAGAAACAGCGCCUGCUGUAAAAACUGUCAGUUCGAGGCUAAAGGUGAAGUCUGUCAGGAACCCAUCGAAGCCACGUGUAAAGGACACUCCUACUGCACAGGUAACAGCAGUGAGUGUCCGCCGCCGCAGAACGCAGACAAUAAGACGGCGUGUCUGGACAGCGGCGAGUGUGUGGGCGGAGUCUGUGUUCCGUUCUGUCAGGCGGUGUUAAAGCUGCAGCCCUGCGCCUGCAACGAGACUCACUCCUCCUGUAAAGUCUGCUGUCGCAGCAGCGGUGGUGUGUGCGCCCCCUACCAGGACCAGAGCGGACACUUCCUGUUCCUGCGCAAAGGAAAACCCUGCACUGUGGGCUUCUGCGACGGAGCGGGGAAGUGUAUGAAGCAGGUCCAGGACGUGGUGGAGCGUCUGUGGGACUUCAUCGAUAAACUGGACAUCAACACCUUUGGGAAGUUCCUGGCAGACAACAUCGUGGGUUCAGUGCUGGUUUUCUCUCUGUUGUUCUGGGUUCCACUGAGCAUCCUGGUCCACUGUGUGGAUAAGAAGUUGGACCAACAGUACGAACAGAACACCAGGUCCAUGUUCUUUCCCAGUAAUGCCGAGCUCCUCAGCAGCCUGGAGUCGGCGUCAGUCCGGAUCUUCAAACCCCCCAGCUUCCCCCCCCCGGCGGGCCUCCGUUUCCCGUCUGGACCCCAGCAGACCAGCACUCCGCCGGUGUCCGGCUCUGCCCCCGCCCCCGACAGCCCCCGCAUGGCCACCAUCCAAGAGGACCCCAGCUUCGACUCACAUGCGGAUCUGGAUCCGGACCCGGACCGGGACUCCCUGGAGGAGGCGUUCGGCCGGCCAGGGGGGGCAGCGCCCAGGUCCUUCGAAGACCUGACGGAGACGGCGCCGAGUCGAAGCGAGAAGGCCCUGAUGUUCAGACUGAAGAGACAGAGACAGAUGGACGCCAAGGAGACACAGUGCUGACCCAGACCUGGACCUGCAGGGACCUGGACCUGCAGGGACCUGAAGAGACCUGGACCCACAGGUCUCUGGUGGUUCUGGGUUUGCUCUCACUGGAUCCAGACCAGAGACCAGGACUUGACCUGACGCCAAGAUUUAAAUAUGGACUGACCCGGUACCAGAACCAGACCUGGACCUGGUCUCUGUUGGUGUAGUGGUCUGAUGACCUGCAGUCCCUGAACGCAUCAUUAAUGUGGAUUUAAGGGUUUUCUUUAAGGUGUUUUUACUAAAAUGAAAACCAAAGACCUGAUGAAAAUCCAACAGCAGGUUUAGUUUGACCCUUUAGGGUUCAGGUCAAAGGUCAAAGGUCAGAAGAACCUCAGACUUCAGCCGUUUUCAUUCAAAUUGGAACAAAAUGAAUUUAAGAAAACGCUUCGACGUCUGUUCCAGAAAAACCACAAAGUUUAACAAACAUUUUCUGCUUUUAUUCAACUUUAAUGUUUUUUAUGAAUAAAAGUUCGUUUACAGAUUUAACUUCAACAUAAUGGAUCAUUGUGAGUUCAGAUCAGCUGAUGACGACACUUUUGUCUCUAAUUCACUCCAUAAACAUUUGAGUCAAACACAAACCUUUGGUUUUUCUGCCUGAAACUGGAGAAAAAUCACUGAAUUCAUCCUGUAAUGUUUGUUUCUUUUGUUGAUUUUUCUCAUUAAUAUUUCAUCUCGUUGACGUUUGUCCUUUUUUUAAAAUUUGUUUUCUUGUUUUUUUUAAAUUUUAUAAAUAGUAUUUUUACAGGUUUGGAUUUAAUCCAGUUUUUAAUAAUCACAUGAUUUUAUACGAACACUUUUACUCCUGGUUUCCUUAGUUCACUUGUACUUUUUCUUCUGCGGUUUUCGUUUCUUCUGUGGUGUUGUUUUUUUCUUCUGUGUUUUUUUUUCUUUGGUGGUUCAUUUCUUCUUCAGUGGUUUUUGGUUCUUUGGUGGUUCAUUUCUUCUUUCAGUGGUUUUGGUUCUUCUUUGGUGGUUCAUUUCUUCUUCAGUGGUUUUUGGUUCUUUGGUGGUUCAUUUCUUCUUCAGUGGUUUUUGGUUCUUCUUUGGUGGUUCAUUUCUUCUUCGGUGGUUUUCGGUUCUUCUUCAGGGUUUCGUCCGUAUUGAUGAUCACUUGUUUGCUUCGUGGUCGUAUGUGUUAAAACUGUGGAGAUGUGAUAAAGUUUUUAAACCUUUAUGAUAAAUGUUUUUUUUAAAGAAA
Molecule: messenger RNA, 3937 nt
Organism: Sphaeramia orbicularis (orbiculate cardinalfish)
Lineage: Eukaryota; Metazoa; Chordata; Actinopteri; Kurtiformes; Apogonidae
Gene: adam17b
Product: ADAM metallopeptidase domain 17b
Exons: 18
Coding region: 199-2715 (838 amino acids)
Biological process (GO): Notch signaling pathway; membrane protein ectodomain proteolysis
Cellular component (GO): plasma membrane
Molecular function (GO): metalloendopeptidase activity
Source: RefSeq, a predicted model, not a curated record